Spodoptera littoralis (African cotton leafworm) is the source of this 702-nucleotide messenger RNA. The record is from the annotation of a GenBank genome assembly. NCBI's taxonomy places the organism in Eukaryota, Metazoa, Arthropoda, Insecta, Lepidoptera, Noctuidae.
AUGUCGCGUAAUAUCAUAGAAAAGUUAACGCCAAUAUUAAGAAAUAAAUGGUAUGAUUACGCGGCUAAUAGAAAGUACGAAGACACUCCCGUAUUGAAGCUCUUAUCUAUGUUCAUGAAUGAAGAGGCUGACAAGUGUAGCGCGUACGCACAGCCGGAGCGUGUUAGUGAUAACGCCAUUGAUGUACGACGACGGCGCAGAGUUGAGCGCACGUUCGUCGAAUGCAACAUGAAACAUCACAAACUGUUGCACAAAGAGCGUGAUGACAAAACGACACACAACAGACCGCCGCACGCGCCGCCAUCAAUGACGCCCGUUACCGCACACGAAUCCGUGACGUCAGCGCGCGAGACACAAGUGACUUCGCCUCGGAAUCGCCGCGCGUACUUGAAGAUAGUUCCUGUGACGUUACGCGGACCACGUACGAGUAUAGACACAUACGCCUUGUUAGACGAUGGGAGUACAGUCACCUUGUUAGACGCGACAGUGGCAGACAUCCUAGGUGCAGAUGGGCCAGCUAGUCCUAUGCAAAUACAAGGCCUAGGUACAGAAGUCAAGCAUGAGCAAAGCCGCACUGUUAGUCUCUACAUACAAGGCAAGUACCAUAGCGUCCAGCAGAAGAUAGAGGCAGCGCGCACCGUAAACAGAUGCUUCAUACUAAAAUCUCCAUCUAUCGAAGAGGUCAAUGCCUUUGAUAUGUAG